Molecule: messenger RNA, 22829 nt
Organism: Coregonus sp. 'balchen'
Lineage: Eukaryota; Metazoa; Chordata; Actinopteri; Salmoniformes; Salmonidae
Source: the annotation of a GenBank genome assembly
AUGGGGUCCAACCGGCGCCCCUUUCAAAAGGGGGGGGUCCCACCCCCGGGGCCCCUUUUUCCCGGGAAAAAGGGUUUGGGGUCCCACGAGCGGGCCCCUUUUUUAAGGUUUUGGGUUAAGGGGCCCCCAGAAGGUUUGGGCCCCAAGCCCCUUUCCCGUUUUGGGGCCCCGGUCGCCCCCAGACAGGGGCCCCACCUGGCCCCUUCAGAUGGGGGGCCACGGGCGCCCCUUUUUCAGAAGGGGGGUCCCACCGGGCCCCCCCUUUCAGAUGGGGGUCCCACCGGGCGCCCCCCCAGGAACCGGGUUUUUGGCCAAGGUCCCCCCCCAGAGGGCCCCCACUGGCCCCUUUAUAGGUUUAGGAAGCAAAACCCGUACAAAUAUCACUGGAUCAGCCACCCCAAAAAGUCCCCCAUUUCCUUCUUUAUUUACGGGCAGAGAAGCGUCAGGAAACCCUGCCUGGGGCCCUUUUCUGGCAAUUUCCCCCCGCGGGAACGAACCCCCAAAAGGGAACCAGUUGGCGGUCGACCAAAAGAAUUGAACCCCCUCCUUCCAAACGUAUUUGGGGUCGCCCCCCAACGAAGGGCAAAAAUUCACUAGGUUCUAUCAGUAUAGGGAGGUCAGCCAACCCCAAAAGCAGAACCCUUUCAAAAGGCCCCAUCUAUCAGUAAUUUGGGAGGUUUGCCACCAGGAAACAGAGAACCCUGGGACUAAAGGCCAAACUAUCAUAUAGGCAGGGCACCCCCAAGGUCAGAAACCCUUUUCAAAUAGGCCUAUCUUUGUAUGGGAGGUCAGCCACCCCAAAAGACGAACCCCGCCCCUAGGCCAAACAUCAGUUAGGGAGGUCAGCCACCCGACAGACAGCAGAAAACCCCCCACUAAGGGCCCAUCUACAGUAUAGGAGGUUUAGCCAAAAAGACCGGCAAACCCUGCACUUUUUGGGCCAUCUAUCGUAUAGGCAGGGCACCCCCCCAAAAGACAGGAAACCCCGCCCCUAGGGGCCCACUAUCAGUAAAGGGAGGGGCAGCCACCCGACCGGGCAGAACCCUGCACUAGGGCCCUUUUAUCUUAAAAGGGAGGUCAGGGCCCCCAGAAAAGACAAAAAAAACCGGCCCUAGGGCCCAUCUACAGUAUAGGCAGGUCAGCCAAACCCGACAGAGAAAAAACCCGCACUAGGCCUAUCUAUCAGUUUGGCAGGGGCAGCCCCAACAACAAACCGCACUAGGGCCCACUAUCAGUAAGGCAGGUCAGCCACCAACAGCCCGAACCCUGCACAGGGCCCAUCCAGUAUAGGCAGGUUUAGCCAACCCGACAGAAAAAACCCGCACUAGGCCCAUCUAAUCAAAUAAGGAAAAUAGCCCCAAAGCCAACCCUCCUAGGCCCACAUCAUAUGGCAGGUCACCACCAAGGGGCAAGACAAAACCCCGGGACUAGGCCUAAACUAUCAGUAUAGGCCGAUCCCCCCCCAGACAGUCAGAACCCCCCAAAAUGGCCCAUCUAUCAGUUUUAGGCAGGUCGCCCCAGACAGGCAGAAAACCUCCCCAGGCCUAUCUAUCGUUAGGCAGGUCACCCCCAGGAAAGUUUAGAAACCCCCACUAGGCCAUCUAACAGUAUAGCAGGUCGCCCCCCGACAGACAGAAAACCCCGCACUAGGUAUCUAUCAGUAAAAGGCAGGGGGAGCCCCAGAAACAUCAGGAAAACCUUCACAGGCCCUAUCUAUUUAUAGGCAGGUAAACCACCCGGAAAAAGUCAGAAAACCCCGCCCCUAAAGGGCCAUCUAUCAGUAUAGGCAGGUCAGCCCCAGACCAGUCAGAACCCCCAACUGGCCAUCUAUUUUUUAUAGGGGGUCAGCCCCCAGACCACCCGAACCCUUCAUGGCCCAUCAUCAGUAUAGGCAGGUCAGCCCCAACGCAGAAACCCUUGCCAACUAUCCUAACCAAUCGUAUUGCAAGUCGCCAAACCCAAAGCAGGGCCUUAAUAGGCCAAAAUUUUACCGGGGGUUUGCAUUUAUCCACCAGCAACAAGAACCCUUUCACAGGGGCCCUUUACCGUUAGCGGGUAAACCCCCAAAAAAGGGCCCCGAAUUAGGCCUUCUCUUUUUUUUCCCGGAAUUAAACCAAAAGGCGGGGGGAAGGCCCUUAUAUUAAUGGGGGAGGCAGCCAAAACCCCCGGGGAAACCCCCAGAGGCUUUUAUUUAGUUUUAAACCAUUUGGGGGCCCCCAACCAAAUUUGAAAACCCCCCCUAGGGGCCCCCCUUCAUUUAAAACAGGUUUAAAAAUCCCCAGGGUCAGAACCCUUUAAUUUUAUUUUUUAAAAACCUAAGGGCCCCCGAGCCCCCAAAACAGUUUAAAACCCUGGGGACAGGCCUUUUUUAUUUAUUUAAAUUUUGGGGCCCCCAGACCCAAAAAGAAAACCCUCCUAGGGCCCCCCUUAAAAUAUUAGAAAAACACCCCCUACAUUUUAACCUUUUAAUUAAAAACCUAUCCUUUAGGGGCCCUCAACCCAAGACAUUUUAAACCCUCCCAGGGGGCCCCCCUUUCAUUUUAUUCAGUUUCCCCCCUUUAGGGUCCCCAAAGGCCUUAAAUUUUUCAGUUUUUAAAUUUCCCCGGGGCCCCCAGACGUUUAAACCGAAAACCCCCUUUUUCAGGGGCCCAAAAGCCUUCCCAAAUUCGGAAAAAAAUCCCUAGGGGGAUCAAAGUUCAUUUAACCCGAAACCCAAACCCUGGGGCCCCCAGGCUAUUUAUUUAGUUUUUUUAAAAACCUCCGGGGUCCCGACGCAUUUUAAAUUCAUUUUAAAAAAAUUUCUCUUGGGCCCCGCACCCCCAAAAAGUUUUUAAAAACCCUCCUUGGGGGCCCUCCUUCAUUUUACAGGUUUAAAACCCCCCUUUUAGGGGGCCCCUAGGCCUUCAUUAUAUUCCGUUUUUAAAAACCCUUCCCGGGGGCCCCAGGACUUCAUUAAAUUUAGGGGGGGGGGGGGGGGGGGGGGGGGGGGGGGGGGGGGGGGGGGGGGGGGGGGGGGGGGGGGGGGGGGGGGGGGGGGGGGUUUUUUUUUUUUUUUUUUUUUUUUUUUUUUUUUUUUUUUUUUUUUUUUUUUUUUUUUUUUUUUUUUUUUUUUUUUUUUUUUUUUUUUUUUUUUUUUUUUUUUUUUUUUUUUUUUUUUUUUUUUUUUUUUUUUUUUUUUUUUAAAAUUCCCCCUCCUUUUUUAAAAAAAAGGGGGCCCUCAGACGUUCAUUAUAUUCAGUUUAAAACCUCUCCUCAGGGCCCCCAGACGUUCAUUAUAUUCAGUUUAAAACCGCUCCUCAUGGCCAUCCUAGACGUUAAUUAUAGUUCAGUUAAAACCUCUCCUCAAGGGGCCCCAGACGUUCAUUAUAUUCAGUUUAAAAUAUCUCCUCAGGGGCCAUCAGACGUUCAUUAUAUUCAGUUUAAAAUCUCUCCUCAGGGGCCCCCAGACGUUCAUUAUAUUCAGUUUAAAACCUCUCCUCAGGGGCCCCCAGACGUUAAUUAUAUUCAGUUUAAAAUCUCUCCUCAGGGGCCAUCAGACGUUCAUUAUAUUCAGUUUAAACCUCUCCUCAGGGGCCAUCAGACGUUAAUUAUAUUCAGUUUAAACCUCUCCUCAGGGGCCCCCAGACUUUCAUUAUAUUCAGUUUAAAACCUCUCCUCAGGGGCCAUCAGACGUUAAUUAUAUUCAGUUUAAAACCUCUCCUCAGGGGCCCCCAGACGUUCAUUAUAUUCAGUUUAAAACCUCUCCUCAGGGGCCAUCAGACGUUCAUUAUAUUCAGUUUAAAACCUCUCCUCAGGGGCCAUCAGACGUUCAUUAUAUUCAGUUUAAAACCUCUCAGGGGCCAUCAGACGUUCAUUAUAUUCAGUUUAAAACCUCUCAGGGGCCAUCAGACGUUCAUUAUAUUCAGUUUAAAACCUCUCCUCUGGGGCCCCAGACGUUCAUUAUAUUCAGUUUAAAACCUCUCCUCUGGGGCCAUCAGACGUUCAUUAUAUUCAGUUUAAAACCUCUCCUCAGGGACCCCUAGACGUUCAUUAUAUUCAGUUUAAAACCUCUCCUCAGGGGCCCCCAGACGUUCAUUAUAUUCAGUUUAAAAUCUCUCCUCAGGGGCCAUCAGACGUUCAUUAUAUUCAGUUUAAAACCUCUCAGGGGCCAUCAGACGUUCAUUAUAUUCAGUUUAAAACCUCUCCUCUGGGGCCCCCAGACGUUCAUUAUAUUCAGUUUAAAACCUCUCCUCUGGGGCCAUCAGACGUUCAUUAUAUUCAGUUUAAAACCUCUCCUCAGGGACCCCCAGACGUUCAUUAUAUUCAGUUUAAAACCUCUCCUCAGGGGCCCCCAGACGUUCAUUAUAUUCAGUUUAAAAUCUCUCCUCAGGGGCCAUCAGACGUUCAUUAUAUUCAGUUUAAAACCUCUCCUCAGGGACCCCCAGACGUUCAUUAUAUUCAGUUUAAAACCUCUCCUCAGGGACCCCCAGACGUUCAUUAUAUUCAGUUUAAAACCUCUCCUCAGGGACCCCCAGACGUUCAUUAUAUUCAGUUUAAAACCUCUCCUCGGGGGCCAUCAGACGUUCAUUAUAUUCAGUUUAAAACCUCUCCUCAGGGACCCCCAGACGUUCAUUAUAUUCAGUUUAAAACCUCUCCUCGGGGACCCCCAGACGUUCAUUAUAUUCAGUUUAAAACCUCUCCUCAGGGACCCCCAGACGUUCAUUAUAUUCAGUUUAAAACCUCUCCUCAGGGGCCAUCAGACGUUCAUUAUAUUCAGUUUAAAACCUCUCCUCAGGGACCCCCAGACGUUCAUUAUAUUCAGUUUAAAACCUCUCCUCAGGACCCCCAGACGUUCAUUAUAUUCAGUUUAAAACCUCUCCUCAGGGACCCCCAGACGUUCAUUAUAUUCAGUGUAAAACCUCUCCUCAGGGACCCCCAGACGUUCAUUAUAUUCAGUGUAAAACCUCUCCUCAGGGACCCCCAGACGUUCAUUAUAUUCAGUGUAAAACCUCUCCUCAGGGACCCCCAGACGUUCAUUAUAUUCAGUUUAAAACCUCUCCUCAGGGACCCCCAGACGUUCAUUAUAUUCAGUUUAAAACCUCUCCUCAGGGACCCCCAGACGUUCAUUAUAUUCAGUUUAAAACCUCUCCUCAGGGACCCCCAGACGUUCCAUGUAUUUGAACCAUUCCAGAGCUAGCAGACCUGAUUCAACUUGUCAACGAAUCAUCAAGCCCUUGACUACUUCAAUCAGGUGUGUUAGUUCAGGGAGGCCAACCAUCCUCCAGGAGAGAUGCUGGGUGUGCAGGCUUUUGCUCCAGCCCUGCUCUUAGUGGUUAAGAGCGUUGUGCCAGUAACCGAAAGGUCGCUGGUUCUAAUCCCCGAGCCGACUAGGUGAAAAAUCUGUCGAUGUGCCCUUGAGCAAGGCACUUAACCCUAAUUGCUCAUGUAAGUCGCUCUGGAUAAGAGCGUCUGCUAAAAAAUAAAAAAUAAAAUAAAAAUAAAAAUAAUUUAAAAAAAACACCACAUUGUAAAAAAUCAGCUGCUCAACAGGACUUUGAUAAGCAGACUGGUGUGUUUUGAGCAGGGUUGGAUCAAAAGCCUGCACACCCAGUAGCUCUCCAGAUGGAGGGUUGACGGACCACAUGUGUUUUUAUCAGUGCAGUAUUUUACUUUGUGGGGGGUUAAGUGCCUUGUCAAUACCAGUGAUAAUAAUGAAGGUUAUUUAAUGAAGUGGUUCCUUGCAUCAUACAACACCAUUUUCAGUCUCCUUUUUGUCCCUAUGGUGAUACAGACCUUUUUGGGGACAAGUACCUUGAGCUUUCGGACAAGUAACAAAUCAGUCCUACUUGUCCGAGCACAUCAGAGUAGAGUACAGCAGAGUAGAGUACAGCAGAGUAGAGUAUAUACAGUAGUACAGAGUAGAGUACCGCAGAGUAGAGUAUAUACAGUAGUACAGAGUAGAGUACAGCAGAGUAGAGUACAGCAGAGUAGAGUAUAUACAGUAGUACAGAGUAGAGUACAGCAGAGUAGAGUAUAUACAGUAGUACAGAGUAGAGUACAGCAGAGUAGAGUACAACAGAGUAGAGUACAGCAGAAUAGAGUAUAGUAUACAGUAGUACAGAGUAGAGUAAAGUAGAGUACAGCAGAGUAAGAGUAGCAGAGUAGUACAGUAGUACAGAGUAGAGUACAGCAAGUAAGUAAUACAGAGUAGAGAUAAGCAGAUAGAGUAACAAGCAGAGUAGAGUACAGCAGAGUAGAGUAUACAUAGUACAGAGUAGAGUAACAGAGUAGAGUACAGUAGUACGAGUAGUACAGAGUAGAGUAAGCAGAGUAGAUACAGCAGAGUAACGAGUAGAGUUAUAUACAGUAGUACAGAGUAGAGUACAGCGAGUAGAGUUAUACAGUAGUCAGAGUAGAGUACAGCAGAGUAGAGUAUAUACUAGUCAGAGUAGAGUACAGCAGAGUAGAGUACAGCAGAGUAGAGUACAGCAGAGUAGAGUAUAUACAGUAGUACAGAGUAGAGUACCGCAGAGUAGAGUAUAUACAGUAGUACAGAGUAGAGUAUAUACAGUAGUACAGAGUAGAGUACAGCAGAGUAGAGUAUAUACAGUAGUACAGAGUAGAGUACAGCAGAGUAGAGUAUAUACAGUAGUACAGAGUAGAGUACAGCAGAGUAGAGUAUAUACAGUAGUACAGAGUAGAGUACAGCAGAGUAGAGUAUAUACAGUAGUACAGAGUAGAGUACAGUGCUGUACAGUAAAUCUGCACAGUUCUUCCAGUAAAUGUGUUAUUGGAAAAUGUUCAGUGUAAAUAGUUAAAAGCAGUCCUUAUAGAGUUGUAUGGUUUGUUAGACUUUGAAAUCAAUGAUUUCUGUUUGGCAUCCAUUUGAAGUGAAAGUCAAGAGUCUCAGUGCAAUUCAAUUAGGUGGAAUUAUCCCAUUCUAUUCUAGAUCUUCAUCUUUCUCUCCUCCUCCUCCUCUCCUCUCCUCUCCAGUGUUCCUAACUCGUGCCCGGCCAGUCCGAGGGGUGCGGGGUCAUCGGGUUAUCGCUACGGACGCAACGUGACCUCCGACCUCCAGCUGGCUGCAGAGUUCGCUGCAAAGGCUGUCUCCGAGCAACAGAGGGGCGUUGCCGAGCAACAGGGAGAGUCCGGCGGCGGAGACAGCCCCAGGGUAUACCUCACUCCGUGUGUGUGUGUCUACUGUGUGUGUGUGUGUGUGUGUGUGUGUGUCUACUGUGUGUGUGUGUGUCUAGUGUGUCUAUUGUGUGUGUGUCUAUUGUGUGUGUGUCUAUUGUGUGUGUGUAUCUACUGUGUGUGUGUGUAUCUACUGUGUGUGUGUGUAUCUACUGUGUGUGUGUGUGUGUAUCUACUGUGUGUGUGUGUGUGUGUUAACCCCCCUCUCCUCUCUUAUCCAGGAUGAGUCCAAGUCCUACCUACCAGUGUCGGCCUACGUCUGACAUACGAUGCAGGUGUACUACUCUAGUGAUGCUACUCCGAGGGGACGGGCAAAAACCCCCCCAGAAUCCCCCUAUUGGGAUGCGGGAAAUAAACCCCCCAAAAAUUUAUUGUCCCCUGAAAAGGUUUUUCCCACAUGGGAAAUCCCCCCCGGGACCCACGGAACACACACAGACCCCUUCCCCCUACCUUUCCCUCUUAAACCCUCCCAGCACAAAACCCCCUCCCGCCGCAAAAGGGGGUAAUAAAUCCCAACACUACCCCACUCCGUACCGUGACAAGGCUGGAGGUACUACAAAACCCAGAACUAUACCGUACGUGACAGGAGUACAGUAAACAUACGUCACUAGUAUAACGUGUGAGGGGGGGCUAGUAACAACUGAUACAGCUACUAAAACCCCUCACUACUGAGUGAAAGGCUCGGGAUUCAUCAUCCACUUCAGCCUACCUAUCCUCCUUCUACCGGACCGGCUGAUCAUGGUAUCUACGUACGCAACUACCUUCCGUCGCUGCUGGCUACACUACAGAGGGCUUCACCCCCCCUAUACCUCCUCGGUGGGUCUACCCCGUCCCCUAGUUUGUGGGUUGUUUCCCCUACUGUGCUGGGUUAACCCAGACAUUACUGUGGGCGGUGGCAGGUAUACAUGAACCCCUACUGUUGUGAGGUACUACUUCCGAACCCCUACUACGUCGUGACGGUAAUCAAUAGUCCUUUAGUGCUGACGGUUAAAAACCCCCGCUACGCCUUACCGUACCGCUGAAGGUCAUACCUCCCAGCUACGCCCACUCCGUACGCUGCAGGAACUCACAUCACCGGGCCCACUACCCUACUACUACGGACAGGUAACACACAUCACCAGACACUACCCCUACUACCGUUACCGCUGACAGGUAAUUUAAACCACAUCACCAGACGACUACCCCUUACCGUACCGCUGCAGGUAACUAACUCACCAGAACUACCCCACUACCGUCGCUGGCAGGUAUACACAUUCACCAGACAUACCCCUACUACCGUACCGCUGACAGGUAACUACACAUCACCGGGACACUACCCCUACUACCGACCGCUGCAGGUAACUACACAUCACCAGACACUACCCCUACUACCGUACGCUGACAGGUAACUACACAUCACCAGACACUACCCCUACUACCGUACCGCUGACAGGUAACUACACAUCACCAGACACUACCCCUACUACCGUACCGCUGACAGGUAACUACACAUCACCAGACACUACCCCUACUACCGUACCGCUGACAAGGGCUGGCAGGUAACUACACAUCACCAGACACUACCCCUACUACCGUACCGCUGAAAAGGUAACUACACAUCACCAGACACUACCCCUACUACCGUACCGCUGACAGGUAACUACACAUCACCAGACACUACCCCUACUACCGAAACCGCUGACAGGUAACUACACAUCACCAGACCCUACCCCUACUACCGUACCGCUGACAGGGUAACUACACAUCACCAGAACACUACCCCUACUACCGUACCGCUGACAGGUAACUACACAUCACCAGACACUACCCCUACUACCGUACCGCUGACAGGUAACUACACAUCACCAGGGACACUACCCCUACUACCGUACCGCUGACCAGGUAAACUACACAUCACCAGACACUACCCCUACUACCGUAACCGCUGACAGGUAACUACACAUCACCAGACACUACCCCUACUACCGUACCGCUGACAGGUAACUACACAUCACCAGACACUACCCCUACUACCGUACCGCUGACAGGUAACUACACAUCACCAGACACUACCCCUACUACCGUACCGCUGACAGGUAACUACACAUCACCAGACACUACCCCUACUACCGUACCGCUGACGGGUUUAAACUACACUUUCACCAGACACAUACCCUACUACCGUACCGCUGACAGGUAAACUACAACAUCACCAGACACUACCCCUAUACCGUUACCGCUGACAGGUAAUAACACAUCACCAGACACUACCCCUACUACCGUACCGCUGGAACAGGUAACUACACAUCACCAGACACUACCCCUACUACCGUACCGCUGACAGGUAACUACACAUCACCAGACACUACCCCUACUACCGUACCGCUGACAGGUAACUACACAUCACCAGACACUACCCCUACUACCGUACCGCUGACAGGUAACUACACAUCACCAGACAUUACCCUACUACCGUACCGCUGACCAGUUAAAAAGAAACCCCGAAAUAACUACACAUCACCAGACACUACCCUACUACCGUACGCUGACGGUAACUACACAUCACCAGACACUACCCCUACUACCGUACGCUGACAGGUAACUACACAUCACCAGACACUACCCCUACUACCGUACCGCUGACAGGUAACUACACAUCACCAGACACUACCCCUACUACCGUACCGCUGACAGGUAACUACACAUCACCAGACACUACCCCUACUACCGUACCGCUGACAGGUAACUACACAUCACCAGACACUACCCCUACUACCGUACCGCUGACAGGUAACUACACAUACCAGGACAUACCCUAUACCGUCCGCUGACAGGUAACUACACAUCACCAGACAACUACCCCUACUACCGUACCGCUGACGGGUAACUACACAUCACAGCACAUCCCCUACUACCGUACCGCUGGACGGGGGAAUACCAAAAUCACCAGACACUACCCCUACUACCGUACCUAAACCAGGAAGGUAACCAGGUUUUUGAUGGAAGAUUGUUGUCCCUCUACCAAGUAAAUAAAAACUGUUUCUUGUGUAAAUCCCAAAGUAACACCAGCUGUCCUCCCUCCUCCGUUCCCAGAACUCCAUCCGCCACAACCUGUCCCUGAACCGUUACUUCCUGAAGGUGGCUCGGAGCCAGGAGGAGCCUGGGAAAGGUAGUUUCUGGCGCGUGGACUCGGCCUCAGAGGGGAAGCUGGUGGAGCAAGCCUUCAGGAAGAGACGGCAGCGGGGCGUGGCCUGCUUCCGCACGCCGUUCGGACCGCUCUCAUCCAGGUACGACCCCUGACCUCUGAACCCCUGGCCUUAGGUAACGCAGCUGAUUCAGCUAAAGAAGGUUGUGAAACAACUGUAGAGAACCCCGGUUUUGUUGUUGCAGGGUGGAGGGAAAACCUGAUACACAGUAGCCUCUCUUUAGACCCUUCUCCUUGAUGUAGUAUGACCUGUAAACCCUCAGUUAAACAGUUAUAAUCUGUAUAUGUAAACUCCACUCUCUCUCUUCUCUCUCUCUCUCUCUCUCUCUCUCUUGUACUUUCUCUUAUCUCUCAUUCUUUUCUCUCUAUCUCUAUCUUACUCUCUCUCUCUCUCUUUCUCUCGAAAGUUCUACUUCUUUUCUAACUCUCUCUGCUCUUGCUCUCUUCAUUCCUCUCUCGUAUCUCUCAUCUCUCUUCUGUACUUAUAUACUCUCUCUGGUCUUUCUCUGUAUAUACUCUCAUCUCUCUCUUACUUAUCUCCGUCUUUUUCUCUUUUAUCUCUCUUAUGUUAUCUUUCUCUUCUGUUUCUCCUAUCUAACCUCCUCUCUCUCUCUUCUCUCUCUCUCUCUACUCUCUCAUUACAUAUAUCUCUGUUCUCUGUCUCUCUCUCUCUCUAUCUUCUGUCUCUCUAUUCUUCGUCUCUCUUCUCUAUCUGUUCUUCUGAUCAUCUUCGCUCUCUAAUUUUCUGACUCUUCUUCGUCUGUUAAUCCUAUCAUCUUCUCUCUGCUCUGUCUCAUUGAUUAUUGACUACUUGUCUUGCUCUCUUGUUAGGUGUCUUUUUUGUGUCGUUUGGAGUGCGUCGCUGUCUGUGAGUUCUCUCUUCUUACGGGGUUAGUUGAUGAGGGGUUGGAACAUCCUGCGUGUUUUCUGCUCUUCUCUAUCUCUUCUGUCUCCAUUUCAUCUGUUCUCUAGUUAACUUUGUUCUCUCUCUCUCUCCUCUGUAUGUUAUGAACAGCGUUUAAUCUGCAGUUGUGUGUUUACUGAGGUUUUUUAGACGUAGGGGUCUGAGGUGUUGCUUCUGUUCUAAAGACCUUAGUGUUGCUUGAGUUAGUGUGUUUAGAAGGAGUUUUGGGUUCAUGGCGUGUUUACUGAGUGUUUGACCUGAUGAGUUAUGGUUUAUGACGGCCGUGUUGACUGAGUAGGUGUUUUGAGGGACUUGAUAGGUAGUGUUAGUGGGACUCUGAGUUGUGUUUGGGCGUCUACUGAAGUACAAGCUUUUGACUUGAGUUAGUGUGUUUUACUGAAGGACGUGUUUGACUUGAGUUAGUGUGUUUUACUGAAGGACCGUGUUUGACUUGAGGUUUUGGGGGGUUUUUCUGGAAAAGGGGGCCCUGUUUGAAAUUUAGUUAGUUUUGGUUUUUUACGAAGGACCGUGUUUGACUUGAGGGUUUGUGGGGUUUUUUGGGGGACUGUGUUUGGGAUUUCCAAAAAAAAGCCCAAAAAAAAAAACCCCCCCCCUAUUUCCCCUUUUCCCCCUUUCCCCUCUUCCCAUCUCCUUUUCCAUUUUUCCCCCUCCCCAUCUCCCCUCUCCCCCCUUUCCCCUCUAGGAGUGCCCCAGCCUUUCCCCCCCCAAACCCGGGUUCCUCCCCCCCCCCCAGUGGUGGCCCGACCCCCCGAGUGUCUCUUAGAGAGGGGGCUCCUUGUUUAUGACCCCACCCCCCCACCGGGACCGGCCAUAAGGGGCCCCCGACCAGAGUAAAAAAAAACAGAGCCCCCAGGUAGGACCCCACCUACACUGUAAAUAUUUCCCCCUACCAGGGAAAACAGAUAAACAGGUAGGGGGAAAAAUCUACCCUGUAAAAUACCUCCGUACCAGGGUACCCCGAUUUCACAAAGGUUUUGGAACCCCAUCUACCCCGUAAACUAUUCCGUAACCCGAUACCAAAAUACACAGGUAGGAAACAAAACUACCCUUUUAAACAUCCCCCGUACAGAAACAGGGUUUCACAGGUGGAAAAACAUCUACCCUGUAAACUAUCCUCCGUACCAGAUACACAGGUAGGAACACAUCUACCCUGUAAACUAUCCUCCGUACCAGAUACACAGAUACACAGGUAGGAACACAUCUACCCUGUAAACUAUCCUCCGUACCAGAUACACAGAUACACAGGUAGGAACACAUCUACCCUGUAAACUAUCCUCCGUACCAGAUACACAGAUACACAGGUAGGAACCUAUCUACCCUGUAAAUUAUCCUCCGUAGCAGAUACACAGAUACACAGGUAGGAACACAUCUACCCUGUAAACUAUCCUCCGUACCAGAUACACAGAUACACAGGUAGGAACACCUCUACAGAUGCUCAGACAUCACAACUAAAGAAGGUGUGUUUUUCCCCCACCCUCCCCCCAGGUUCUCCAGUUCACGGCCAGCCUGUGAUCAUGGCUGCCCCGCCCCACCCCCUGCCCUCGGGGAUGGGUAAACCCCUAGCCUUGUUCGGUGGGGGACAGACCCUCCACAUGCUGCAGAGCCCCCCCAGUACCCUCACCAUGCUCCGUCUGGUCACCACGGCUACGGCCUCUCACCCCGCCAACGGGUACAUCCUCACCCCCGGGGGGGGACAGAGUCAUGGUAAUACCAGCGCUGGCCAGCAGGGAGCAGAGGGCAGCGGCGAGCAUAGAGGUACGGCGAGACUGUGGCCCAAUCCCAAAUGGACCCCUAGACCCUAGACAAUCUGAGAGGAUUUCACAGGUGUUGGUGAUACGGUGAUAUGGUAAUAUGGUGAUAUGGUGAUAUGGUGAUAUGGUGAUAUGGUAAUAUGGUGAUAUGGUGAUAUGGUAAUAUGGUGAUAUGGUAAUAUGGUGAUAUGGUGAUAUGGUAAUAUGGUGAUAUGGUAAUAUGGUGAUAUGGUGAUAUUGUAAUAGGGUGAGAUGGUGAUAUGGUAAUAUGUUAAUAUGGUGAUAUGGUAAUAUAGUGAGAUGGUGAUAUGGUAAUAUAGUGAGAUGGUGAUAUGGUAAUAUGGUAAUAUAGUGAGAUGGUGAUAUGGUAAUAUAGUGAGAUGGUGAUAUGGUAAUAUAGUGAGAUGGUGAUAUGGUAAUAUGGUGAUAUGGUAAUAUGGUAAUAUAGUGAUAUGGUAAUAUGGUAAUAUAGUGAUAUGGUAAUAUGGUGAUAUAGUGAUAUGGUAAUAUAGUGAUAUGGUAAUAUAGUGAGAUGGUGAUAUGGUAAUAUGGUGAUAUGGUGAUAUUGUAAUAGGGUGAGAUGGUGAUAUGGUAAUAUGUUAAUAUGGUGAUAUGGUAAUAUAGUGAGAUGGUGAUAUGGUAAUAUAGUGAGAUGGUGAUAUGGUAAUAUGGUAAUAUAGUGAGAUGGUGAGAUGGUGAUAUGGUAAUAUAGUGAGAUGGUAAUAUGGUGAUAUGGUAAUAUGGUAAUAUAGUGAUAUGGUAAUAUGGUAAUAUAGUGAUAUGGUAAUAUGGUGAUAUAGUGAUAUGGUAAUAUAGUGAGAUGGUGAUAUGGUAAUAUGGUGGUAUUGUAAUAGGGUGAUAUGGUGAUAUGGUAAUAUGUUAAUAUGGUGAUAUGGUAAUAUAGUGAGAUGGUGAUAUGGUAAUAUGGUGAUAUGGUGAUAUGGUAAUAUAGUGAGAUGGUGAUAUGGUGAUAUGGUAAUAUAGUGAGAUGGUGAUAUGGUAAUAUGGUGAUAUGGUAAUAUGGUGAUAUGGUAAUAUAGUGAGAUGGUGAUAUGGUAAUAUGGUGGUAUUGUAAUAGGGUGAUAUGGUGAUAUGGUAAUAUGUUAAUAUGGUGAUAUGGUAAUAUAGUGAGAUGGUGAUAUGGUAAUAUGGUGAUAUGGUAAUAUGGUAAUAGCUCUACCUUGCCCUCUGAUUGGCUAGGUGGAAAUUUAACCAUAUUGCUUCUACCAAUCAACUCCUCUGAAAUCUCCACAAGUGUAUUGUGGGUAGGGUCUAGGUCUCCAUUUGGAUAUGUUGCAUACUGUGUGUGUUUGUGUGUAUAGAUACAUAUAUACAUACAUACAGUGGGGAGAACAAGUAUUUGAUACACUGCCGAUUUUGCAGGUUUUCCUACUUACAAAGCAUGUAGAGGUCUGUAAUUUUUAUCAUAGGUACACUUCAACUGUGAGAGACGGAAUCUAAAACAAAAAUCCAGAAAAUCACAUUGUAUGAUUUUUAAGUAAUUAAUUUGCAUUUUAUUGCAUGACAUAAGUAUUUGAUCACCUACCAACCAGUAAGAAUUCCGGCUGUCACAGACCUGUUCGUUUUUCUUUAAGAAGCCCUCCUGUUCUCCACUCAUUACCUGUAUUAACUGCACCUGUUUGAACUCGUUACCUGUAUAAAAGACACCUGUCCACACACUCAAUCAAACAGACUCCAACCUCUCCACAAUGGCCAAGACCAGAGAGCUGUGUAAGGACAUCAGGGAUCAAAUUGUAGACCUGCACAAGGCUGGGAUGGGCUACAGGACAAUAGGCAAGCAGCUUGGUGAGAAGGCAACAACUGUUGGCGCAAUUAUUAGAAAAUGGAAGAAGUUCAAGAUGACGGUCAAUGGGCUCCAUGCAAGAUCGGUCUAGGGCUCCAUGCAAGAUCUCACCUCGUGGGGCAUCAAUGAUCAUGAGGAAGGUGAGGGAUCAGCCCAGAACUACACGGCAGGACCUGGUCAAUGACCUGAAGAGAGCUGGGACCACAGUCUCAAAGAAAACCAUUAGUAACACACUACGCCGUCAUGGAUUAAAAUCCUGCAGCGCACGCAAGGUCCCCCUGCUCAAGCCAGCGCAUGUCCAGGCCCGUCUGAAGUUUGCCAAUGACCAUCUGGAUGAUCCAGAUGAGGAAUGGGAGAAGGUAAUGUGGUCUGAUGAGACAAAAAUAGAGCUUUUUGGUCUAAACUCCACUUGGCGUGUUUGGAGGAAGAAGAAGGAAGAGUACAACCCCAAGAACACCAUUCUAACCGUGAAGCAUGGAGGUGGAAACAUCAUUCCUUGGGGAUGCUUUUCUGCAAAGGGGACAGGACGACUGCACUGUAUUGAGGGGAGGAUGGAUGGGGCCAUGUAUCGUGAGAUCUUGGCCAACAACCUCCUUCCCUCAGUAAGAGCAUUGAAGAUGGGUCGUGGCUGGGUCUUCCAGCAUGACAACGACCCGAAACACACAGCCAGGGCAACUAAGGAGUGGCUCCGUAAGAAGCAUCUCAAGGUCCUGGAGUGGCCUAGCCAGUCUCUGGACCUGAACCCAAUGGAAAAUCUUUGGAGGGAGCUGAAAGUCCGUAUUGCCCAGCGACAGCCCCGAAACCUGAAGGAUCUGGAGAAGGUCUGUAUGGAGGAGUAGGCCAAAAUCCCUGCUGCAGUGUGUGCAAACCUGGUCAAGACCUACAGGUAUGAUCUCUGUAAUUGCAAACAAAGGUUUCUGUACCAAAUAUUAAGUUCUGCUUUUCUGAUGUAUCAAAUACUUAUGUCAUGCAAUAAAAUGCAAAUUAAUUACUUAAAAAUCAUACAAUGUGAUGUUCUGGAUUUUGGUUUUAGAUUCCGUCUCUCACAGUUGAAGUGUACCUAUGAUAAAAAAUUACAGACCUCUACAUACUUUGUAAGUAGGAAAACCUGCAAAAUGGGCAGUGUAUCAAAUACUUGUUCUCCCCACUAUAUAGUACCGGUAUAUACACUACCGGUCAAACGUUUUAGAACACCUACUCAUUCAAGGGUUUUUCUUUAUUUUUACUAUUUUCUACAUUGUAGAAUAAUAGUGAAGACAUCAAAACUAUGGGAGACCCAUGGUGGCGGCGCACAAUUGGCCCAGCGUCGUCCAGGGUAGGGGAGGGAAUGGCCGGCAGGGAUGUAGCUCAGUUGAUAGAGCAUGGCGUUUGCAACGCCAGGGUUGUGGGUUCGAUUCCCACGGGGGGCCAGUAUAAAAAAAUAUGUAUUCACUAACUCUAAGUCGCUCUGGAUAAGAGCGUCUGCUAAAUGACUAAAAUGUAAAAUGUAAAAUGUAUAUAAUAAUAUAAUAAUAAUAAUAAUAUGCCAUUUAGCAGACGCUUUUAUCCAAAGCGACUUACAGUCUUGUGCGCAUACAUUUUUACGUAUGGGUGGUCCCGGGGAUCGAACCCACUACCCUGGCGUUACAAGCGCCAUGCUCUACCAAUUGAGCUACAGAGGACCACAUAUUAUAUAUACAGUUGAAGUCGGAAUUUUACAUACACCUUAGCCAAAUACAUUUAAUCUCAGUUUUUCACAAUUCCUGACAUUUAAUCCUAGUAAAAAUUCCAUGUCUUAGGUCAGUUAGGAUCACCACUUUAUUUUAAGAAUGUGAAAUGUCAGAAUAAUAUUAGAUAAUUAUUUAUUUCAGCUUUUAUUUCUUUCAUCACAUUCCCAGUGGGUCAGAAGUUUACAUGCACUCAAUUAGUAUUUGGUAGCAUUGCCUUUAAAUUGUUUAACUUGGGUCAAACGUUUCGGGUAGCCUUCCACAAGCUUCCCACAAUAAGUUGGGUGAAUUUUGGCCCAUUCCUCCUGACAGAGCAGGUGUAACUGAGUCAGGUUUGUAGGCCUCCCUGCUCGCACAUGCCUUUUCAGUUCUGCCCACACAUUUCUAUAGGAUUGAGGUCAGGGCUUUGUGAUGGCCACUCCAAUACCUUGACAUUGUUGUCCUUAAGCCAUUUUGCUACAACUUUGGAAGUAUGCUUGGGGUCAUUGUCCGUUUGGAAGACCCAUUUGCGACCAAUCUUUAACUUCCUGACUGAUGUUUUGAGAUGUUGCUUCAAUAUAUCCACAAUUUUCCUUCCUCAUGAUGCCAUCUAUUUUGUGAAGUGCACCAGUCCCUCCUGCAGCAAAGCACCCCCACAGCAUGAUGCUGCCACCCCCGUGCUUCACGGUUGGGAUGGUGUUUGUCGGCUUGCAAGCGUCCCCCUUUUUCCUCCAAACAUAACGAUGGUCAUUAUGGCCAAACAGUUCUAUUUCUGUUUCAUCAGACCAGAGGACAUUUCUCCAAAAAGUAUGAUCUUUGUCCCCAUGUGCAGUUGCAAACUGUAGUCUGGCUUUUUUAUGGCGGUUUUGGAGCAGUGGCUUCUUCCUUGCUGAGCGGCCUUUCAGGUUAUGUCGAUAUAGGACUCGUUUUACUGUGGAUAUAGAUACUUUUGUACCUGUUUCCUCCAGCAUCUUCACAAGGUCCUUUGCUGUUGUUCUGGGAUUGAUUUGCACUUUUCACACCAAAGUACGUUCAUCUCUAGGAGACAGAACGCGUCUCCUUCCUGAGCGGUAUGACGGCUGCGUGGUCCCAUGGUGUUUAUACUUGCGUACUAUUGUUUGUACAGAUGAACGUGGUACCUUCAGGUGUUUGGAAAUUGCUCCCAAGGAUGAACCAGACUUGUGGAGGUCUACACAUUUUUUUCUGAGGUCUUGGCUGCCAUAACAUCAUUUUCUGGAAUUUUCCAAGCUGUUUAAAGGCACAUUCAACUUAGUGUAUAUAAACUUCUGACCCACUGGAAUUGUGAUUCAGUGAAUUAUAAGUGAAAUAAUCUGUCUGUAAACAAUUGUUGGAAAAAUUGCACAAAGUAGAUGUCCUAACCGACUUGCAAAAACUAUAGUUUGUUAACAAGACAUUUGUGGAGUGGUUGAAAAAUGAGUUUUAAUGACUCCAACCUAAGUGUAUGUAAACUUCCGACUUCAACUGUAUAUCAUGGAUAUGUUGCAUACUGUGUGUGUGUGUGUGUGUGUGUGUGUGUAUGUAUAUGUAUAUAUACAGUGGGGAAAAAAAGUAUUUAGUCAGCCACCAAUUGUGCAAGUUCUCCCACUUAAAAAGAUGAGAGAGGCCUGUAAUUUUCAUCAUAGGUACACGUCAUCUAUGACAGACAAAAUGAGAAUUUUUUUUCCAGAAAAUCACAUUGUAGGAUUUUUAAUGAAUUUAUUUGCAAAUUAUGGUGGAAAAUAAGUAUUUGGUCAAUAACAAACGUUUCUCAAUACUUUGUUAUAUACCCUUUGUUGGCAAUGACACAGGUCAAACGUUUUCUGUAAGUCUUCACAAGGUUUUCACACACUGUUGCUGGUAUUUUGGCCCAUUCCUCCAUGCAGAUCUCCUCUAGAGCAGUGAUGUUUUGGGGCUGUCGCUGGGCAACACGGACUUUCAACUCCCUCCAAAGAUUUUCUAUGGGGUUGAGAUCUGGAGACUGGCUAGGCCACUCCAGGACCUUGAAAUGCUUCUUACGAAGCCACUCCUUCGUUGCCCGGGCGGUGUGUUUGGGAUCAUUGUCAUGCUGAAAGACCCAGCCACGUUUCAUCUUCAAUGCCCUUGCUGAUGGAAGGAGGUUUUCACUCAAAAUCUCACGAUACAUGGCCCCAUUCAUUCUUUCCUUUACACGGAUCAGUCGUCCUGGUCCCUUUGCAGAAAACAGCCCCAAAGCAUGAUGUUUCCACCCCCAUGCUUCACAGUAGGUAUGGUGUUCUUUGGAUGCAACUCAGCAUUCUUUGUCCUCCAAACACGACGAGUUGAGUUUUUACCAAAAAGUUAUAUUUUGGUUUCAUCUGACCAUAUGACAUUCUCCCAAUCCUCUUCUGGAUCAUCCAAAUGCACUCUAGCAAACUUCAGACGGGCCUGGACAUGUACUGGCUUAAGCAGGGGGACACGUCUCGCACUGCAGGAUUUGAGUCCCUGGCGGCAUAGUGUGUUACUGAUGGUAGGCUUUGUUACUUUGGUCCCAGCUCUCUGCAGGUCAUUCACUAGGUCCCCCCGUGUGGUUCUGGGAUUUUUGCUCACCGUUCUUGUGAUCAUUUUGACCCCAUGGUUUGAGAUCUUGCGUGGAGCCCCAGAUCGAGGGAGAUUAUCAGUGGUCUUGUAUGUCUUCCAUUUCCUAAUAAUUGCUCCCACAGUUGAUUUCUUCAAACCAAGCUGCUUACCUAUUGCAGAUUCAGUCUUCCCAGCCUGGUGCAGGUUUACAAUUUUGUUUCUGGUGUCCUUUGACAGCUCUUUGGUCUUGGCCAUAGUGGAGUUUGGAGUGUGACUGUUUGAGGCUGUGGACAGGUGUCUUUUAUACUGAUAACAAGUUCAAACAGGUGUCAUUAAUACAGGUAACGAGUGGGGGACAUAGGAGCCUCUUAAAAAAGAAGUUACAGGUCUGUGAGAGCCAGAAAUCUUGCUUGUUUGUAGGUGACCAAAUACUUAUUUUCCACCAUAAUUUGCAAAUAAAUUCAUUAAAAAUCCGACAAUGUGAUUUUCUGGAUUUUUUUUUCUCAAUUUGUCUGUCAUAGUUGACGUGUACCUAUGAUGAAAAUUACAGGCCUCUCUCAUCUUUUUAAGUGGGAGAACUUGCACAAUUGGUGGCUGACUAAAUACUUUUUUUCCCCACUGUAUGUAUGUAUAUAUAUAUAUAUAUAUAUAUAUAUACUCCCGGUCAAAAGUUUUAAUAUAGCCAUUUACAACAUUACCAAUGUCUACACUGUAUUUUAAUGGACCAAAAAAUUGCUUUUCUUUCGAAAACAAGGAAAUUUCUAAGUGAACCCCAAACUUUUGAACGGUAGUGUGUGUGCAUAUAUAUAUAUAUAUAUAUAUAUAUAUAUAUAUAUAUAUAUAUAUAUAUAUAUAUAUAUAUAUAUAUAUGUAUAUGUAUAUAUGUAUAUGUGUAUAUAUAUAUAUAUGUGUGUGUGUAUAUAGGGAUGUAAACAAAUUUGUGCCCAACAUUUGAGAGAAAUCAGCUUUUUGUGCGUCUGGAAUAUUUCUGGGCUCUUUUAUUUCAGCUCAUGAAACAUGGGACAAACACUUUACAUGUUGCGUCUGUAUUUUUGUUGAGUAUUAAUAUAUGAAUACAUGUCCUAUAUAGACAUGCAGCAGCAGACUAGGGAACGAGUGAUCCAGUCGUUGGAGGGAGCUUUACAUGUUGCGUCUGUAUUUUUGUUGAGUAUUAAUAUAUGAAUACAUGUCCCCCCAGACAUGCAGCAGCAGACUAGGGAACGAGUGAUCCAGUCGUUGGAGGGAGCUCAGCAGGGGGGUCAGGGGUCGGAGGGGCGUGGCCUAUCUCUGGGGCUGCACCAGCUCCCUGUCCGCCCCGUCACUCAGAACGGCAAACACACUGCCGUCGCCACGACUACCAGCGUCGCCAACGCUUACGGUACGGCUACCUUAGCAGCCAGUGUUUGUCGUUGACGUGGUUGGUAUGUUAAUGUCAUUGAUCUAUGGUGAGUUAUGUCUCAUUAUGUUGUUGAAGUUGACUUUCUCUCUGCACUCCCCCUCCCCUCCCAUCUCCCCUCCCCUCCCAUCCCCCCUCCUCUCCUCCCAUCCCCCCUCUCCUCUCCUCCCAUCCCCCCCUCCCCUCUCCUCCCAUCCCCCCUCCCCUCUCCUCCCAUCCCCCCUCCCCUCUCCUCCCAUCCCUCCUCCCCUCUCCUCCCAUCCCUCUCCCCCCUCUCCUCCCAUCCCUCUCUCCCCUCUCCUCCCAUCCCUCUCUCCCCCCUCAUCUCCUUCUCCUUCUCCUCUCCUUCUCCUCUGCUUUCCUCUCCCCUCCUCCAGCUCUGACCAGUCCUCUCCAGAUCCUGGCAGCCCAGGCCUCCAGCUCCCCCCCAGUCCUGGUGAGCAGACAGCCCAGCGCGGGGCCUGAUGUUGGGCCGGAGGUGCCAGGCGAGCCCCAGGCUAAGAGGCCUAAGAUGGAGGAGGACGACGAGGCGGCUCCUCCCAUGCAGCAGCCAGUCAUCGUGGCCAUGAGCUCUCAGCCACACGACAACAGGAAGUAGAACUUCUGACCUCUAACCCCCCUAACCUGGUGCCUAGAGGAAGGGGGGGAUCCUCUCUGGGUGAACCAUCUCACCAGUCUGACCCCUGGGUCCCAGUGUCUGCCGGUUCACCCUCUCAUCCCUGACCUCUAACCUCCUACUGAUGGCUGUCAAUUAACGAUCGCUGACCAGUCAUCCAUAACUCGUAUUGAUUAAUAACAGCCCAGUGAUCAAUAACUGCUAGAUGACGCCAGGUCCCUGACCUUUAACCCCUGAUGCCAGAUCUCUCCCUGUGGUGCCAUUUGGUGUCACGCACCCCAGGUGUCACCAGGUAGAUAAAGGUCUGCGGACCAAAUGGCACCCUAUUUUCCUACAUAAUAAAUAGUGCUUUAAGACCAAGGUUUGGUAAGAACCAGCAGACACCGUGGCCCAGGAGAGGAGGAGAGGAGGAGAGGAGGCCCCUGCAGGACCUGGUGUCUCUGGGGAGGAGGAGAGGAGGCCCCUGUAGGACCUGGUGUCUCUGGGGAGAGGGGAGGAGGAGAGGAGGCCCCUGCAGGACCUGGUGUCUCUGGGGAGAGGAGAGGAGGCCCCUGCAGGACCUGGUGUCUCUGAGGAGAGGAGAGGAGGCCCCUGCAGGACCUGGUGUCUCUGAGGAGAGGAGAGUAGGUCGGAGGGAGGAAGCUAACCUAAUUUAGACGGUCUGAUUGUGUUUAUUUUCAUCAUUAGAAGGUGCUGAGUUAUAACCUGGGUCAACUACACACACUGCAAAUACUCUGUACUAUACUGUAAUACUCUGUACUAUACUGUAAUACUCUGUACUAUACUGUAAUACUCUGUACUAUACUAUAAUACUAUGUACUAUACUGUAAUACUCUGUACUAUACUGUAAUACUCUGUACUAUACUAUAAUACUCUGUACUAUACUAUAAUACUCUGUACUAUACUAUAAUACUCUGUACUAUACUAUAAUACUCUGUACUAUACUAUAAUACUCUGUACUAUACUAUAAUACUCUGUAAUAUACUAUAAUACUAUGUAAUAUACUAUAAUACUAUGUAAUAUACUAUAAUACUAUGUACUAUACUAUAAUACUCUGUACUAUACUAUAAUACUCUGUACUAUACUAUAAUACUCUGUACUAUACUAUAAUACUAUGUACUAUACUAUAAUACUCUGUACUAUACUAUAAUACUAUGUAAUAUACUAUAAUACUAUGUAAUAUACUAUAAUACUCUGUACUAUACUAUAAUACUCUGUACUAUAAUACCCUGUACUAUAAUACAGUAGUUCUGACCUCUCCUCAGGGACCCCCAGACGUUCCAUGUGUUUACAUGUUAGUCAUUUAGCAGACGCUCUUAUCCAGAGCGACUUACAGUUAGUGAGUGCAUACAUUUUUCAUACUGGUCCCCCCAGUGGGAAUCGAACCCACAACCCUGGCGUUGCAAACGCCAUGCUCUACCAACUGAGCUACACGGGGCCUAAGCACACCUGAUUCAACCUGAUUCAACUGGUCAACUAAUUAUCAAGCCUCUGAUUGGGGUGAAUCAGGCGAGCUAGUUCAGAGCUACAACACCAUUGGUUGAAACGUCUGGGGUCCGCGAGGAGAGGAACCACUGCUAUAGGGUGUCUGACCCAGGUGUGGAUCCCAGCUGUGUGUGACCCAGGUGUGGAUCCCAGCUGUGUGUGUGUGUCUGUGUACAGUUUCAUAUUUUAGCAUUAUCAUGAUCAUUUUAUCCCUUAAAAAGCCUUAAAUGUUUCUACUUUUGUUUUUGUUUAUAUAGGGAGCUUUUACUUUUUAA